CCGCCAAACGAUCCAUACAGUUUGAUUCGUGAUUUCACCAGCUUCACUGAUCCCAAACCAACCCAACCAUGAAGAUCAUCAUCCUGCUCUGUCUGGUAGCGAUGGCCAUCGGCCAGGAAAGCUAUCCCACCAGGUACGAUAACAUCGACGUGGAUGAAAUCCUGAGCUCGGAUCGUCACUUCAAGAACUACUUCAACUGUUUGAUGGACGCGGGACCAUGCUCCCCGGAAGGAACUCUGCUGAAAAAUCAUCUAUCGGAUGCCAUCUCGACUGGAUGUGCCAAAUGUAGCGACAAGCAGCGUGAAUUGAUGGCCAAGGUGGCCAAGUUCCUGAUCGAGCAGCGUCCCAAAGAGUGGAGUGCCCUGCGUGGCAAGUACGAUCCUGACAAUACCUUUGCCGAGAAGUACAAGGAUGAGGCGGCCAAGUUGGGAAUUAAACUGUGAGGAGUGAAUGAAGGACGAAUUUGCAUUUUUCAAUCCGGUUUUGAAAUAAAGUCCAAUGUUUCAAUAAA
Aedes albopictus (Asian tiger mosquito) is the source of this 511-nucleotide messenger RNA. RefSeq names its product ejaculatory bulb-specific protein 3-like. The record is from RefSeq and is a predicted model, not a curated record. The transcript has a single exon. The coding region runs from base 69 to 443 and encodes 124 amino acids. NCBI's taxonomy places the organism in Eukaryota, Metazoa, Arthropoda, Insecta, Diptera, Culicidae.